AUGGCCUCGGCCGCCUCUGUGAUUAGCCUGGCAGAUGAGGUCAACUGCCCCAUCUGCCAAGGCACCCUGAGGGAGCCGAUCACCAUCGACUGUGGCCACAACUUCUGCCGCAGCUGCCUCACCCGCUACCUCGAGAUCCCUGUUCCAGACUCUGAGGAGCCCCCCACCUGCCCCCUCUGCAAGGAGCCUUUCCGCCCAGGGAGCUUCCGGCCCAACUGGCAGCUGGCCAGUGUGGUAGAGAACAUCGAGCGCCUCAAGCUGGUGUCCUUGCCAGGCUCAGGAGAGGAGGAUGUCUGCCGGGAACAUGGGGAGAAAGUCUACUUCUUCUGUGAGGAUGAUGAGAUGCAGCUCUGUGUGGUGUGCCGGGAGGCCCAGGAGCACCGAGCCCACACCGUGCGCUUCCUGGAGGAUGCAGCGAGUCCCUACAGGAAACAAAUACAGAAGUGUCUUGAGUGUCUAAGAAAAGAGAGAGAGGAGAUUCAGGGAAUCCAGUCAAGAGAAAAUGAAAGGAUACAAGUCCUCCUGACUCAGGUGGCCACCAAGAGACAAAAAGUGAUUUCCGAGUUUGCGCAUCUGAGCCAGUUCCUGGAGGAACAGCAGAACAUUCUCUUGGCCCAGCUGGAGAGGCUGGAUGAGGACAUCUUGAAGCAACGGGAUGAGUUUGAUGUCCUGAUCACUGAGGAGAUCUGCCGAUUUAGCGCCCUGAUCGCAGAACUAGAGGAGAAGAAAGAGAGGCCGGCAAGGGAGCUCCUGACGGAUAUCAGAAGCACUCUAAUAAGAUCUGAAACCAGAAAGUGCCGGAAACCAGAGGCUGUGUCCCCUAAACUGGGCCAGAGGAUUCGGGACUUCCCCCAGCAGGCCCUUCCACUGCAGAGGGAGAUGAAGACGUUCCUAGAAACACUCUGCUUUGAGUUGGACUAUGAGCCAGCUCACAUCUCUCUAGAUGCCCAGACUUCCCACCCCAAGCUCCUCUUAUCUGAGGACCACAAGCAGGCUCGGUUUUCCUACAAAUGGCAGAACUCACCAGACAACCCCCAGCGUUUUGACCGGGCCACCUGUGUCCUGGCCAGCAGUGGAUUUACAGGAGGGAGACACACUUGGGUGGUGAAUGUAGACUUGGUCCACGGGGGCAGCUGCACCGUGGGUGUCGUCAGCGAGGACAUGCAGCGGAAGGGCGAGCUUCGGCUGCGGCCGGAGGAGGGGGUGUGGGCCCUGAGACUGGCUUGGGGCUUUGUCUCAGCCCUGGGAUCCUUCCCUACACGGCUGGCCCUGGAGGAGCAGCCCCAGAAGCUGCGGGUGUCUAUCGACUAUGAGGUGGGCUGGGUAACUUUUGCCAAUGCUGUCACUCACAUGCCCAUCUAUACUUUCACUGCCUCCUUCACCCAGAAGGUCUUCCCCUUCUUUGGGCUCUGGGGCCGAGGGUCUAGUUUCUCUCUGAGCUCCUGA
Equus quagga is the source of this 1446-nucleotide messenger RNA. RefSeq names its product tripartite motif containing 10 (gene TRIM10). The record is from RefSeq and is a predicted model, not a curated record. Bases 1 to 1446 code for a protein of 481 amino acids. NCBI's taxonomy places the organism in Eukaryota, Metazoa, Chordata, Mammalia, Perissodactyla, Equidae. Gene Ontology annotation, molecular function: zinc ion binding; protein binding. The transcript has 7 exons.